Molecule: messenger RNA, 438 nt
Organism: Penicillium maclennaniae
Lineage: Eukaryota; Fungi; Ascomycota; Eurotiomycetes; Eurotiales; Aspergillaceae
Exons: 3
Coding region: 1-438 (145 amino acids)
Source: RefSeq, a predicted model, not a curated record
AUGUCCACUCGCAAGAGAAAGCAAGAUGCCGAGGAGAAGCUCCAGGCUCUCCCUAGCGACGAGAGUGAAGAAGAAGAAGAAUAUGAAGACUCCGAGCCUGAAGCUUCAGAUGUGAGCGACGAGGGCGAGGAAGAGGAGGGAGAUGAGGAUGACGAGGACGAGGAAGAUGAGGAAGAGGUCGAAGAAGCCCCUCCCAAGGCCAAGAAGCGAAAGACCGCCCCUGCUGCCGAUGAUGAGGAGGUUGAAGAGGAGGUCGAGGAGGAGGCCGAAGAGAAGGAGAACGGCGCGAAUGGCGACGAUGCCGAUGAGGAUGGAGAAGAGGAAGUCGAGGAUACGGCUGAGACUAGUGGCCCUGCAGCGGCAGCAGCCAAGGCUAAGGGAGGCGACGUUCCUAAGGAAUCGGACCUCCCUGAGGUUGAUGCUGCGGAGGAGGAGUAA